Messenger RNA from Pan troglodytes (chimpanzee), 5217 nucleotides. RefSeq names its product DENN domain containing 3 (gene DENND3). Gene Ontology annotation, molecular function: protein binding. Gene Ontology annotation, cellular component: cytoplasmic vesicle. The coding region runs from base 1108 to 4272 and encodes 1054 amino acids. The record is from RefSeq and is a predicted model, not a curated record. Gene Ontology annotation, biological process: regulation of Rab protein signal transduction. The transcript has 25 exons. Lineage: Eukaryota; Metazoa; Chordata; Mammalia; Primates; Hominidae.
GCAGACGGCGCUUGCAGCGCACCCGGCCCCCAGGCGGCGCGGCUGGUCCCCAGGGGUCUGCGGGCGACUGCGCGGCUGAGGCGCCCGAGUGCGGUACCUGCAGCGGGCAGCCAUGGCGGAGGCCGCGUCGCCGCACUUGUCGCUGCCCUCGGGGCUGCUGGAGCUGUGCGCGCUGCUGGGCGCCCCCCGGGACAGUCUCCGAAGCCUCGAGCAGGUUGCUUAUAAAAAGGGAGUCAAACAUCUUUCUGCUCUUCUUGAUCCAGAGGUCCUGUCCAUUUUCGUGCCUCCUUUUAUCAGUAAAGAGGACAGUCAAACGGCCGGUGCCAACUGCGGCACUCUCGGUAAAACCCGGAUGCGCUCCUUGAGAAAGAAGAGAGAGAAGCCCAGACCAGAGCAGUGGAAGGGCCUCCUGGGGCCCCCCAGAGCGUCAGAGCCUGAGGAUGUCGCCGUCCCGGGCGGCGUGGACCUCCUCACCCUGCCCCAGCUGUGCUUCCCAGGGGGUGUGUGCGUGGCCACUGAACCUAAGGAGGAUUGCGUCCACUUCCUGGUGCUGACCGAUGUCUGCGGGAAUAGGACCUACGGCGUGGUGGCCCAGUACUACCGGCCCCUGCAUGAUGACUACUGUUUCUACAAUGGCAAAACGCACCGGGAGUGUCCUGGCUGCUUUGUGCCCUUCGCGGUGUGCGUGGUCUCCAGGUUCCCCUAUUACAACUCCCUCAAGGACUGCCUUUCCUGUUUAUUGGCUCAUCUGAAGCCCUGUAAAGAUUUUGAAGUGGACAGUCAUAUAAAAGAUUUCGCUGCGAAGCUGUCUUUAAUACCCAGCCCGCCACCUGGACCGCUCCAUUUGAUCCGUCCAUUACGCUCGUUUCCUGGAGCUUUGGGUGCCGAGCUGGGCACCCAGCAUUUCCUGAGGGCCUCCCACGUGCCAGCACCCGGGUGGCAGGAACUCGUUGUUUGCAGCCCAUUUCCUGGCAGGCUCAGAAGCCCUCCCUCAGUGAAGGAACUGAAGCUUCUCCUCUGGAUUUCCUCCACCAGGUCCAGCCGUGUCUCAGUAGCCAUUCUGUGAAUACAGAAUUUGAACUGAAGUGUGACUUCAAAGUAUUUAACAUGAAGUCGCUCCAGAUUGUGUUACCUGCCCGAGCAGACCUCGAAAGCCCCAUCCUGGACCUGGACCUUCACCUGCCCUUGCUGUGCUUCCGGCCUGAGAAGGUGCUACAGAUCCUGACAUGCAUCCUGACGGAACAGCGGAUCGUCUUCUUCUCCUCGGACUGGGCUCUGCUGACGCUGGUCACCGAGUGCUUCAUGGCCUACCUGUAUCCGCUGCAGUGGCAGCACCCCUUCGUGCCCAUCCUGUCGGACCAGAUGCUGGAUUUCGUCAUGGCCCCCACGUCCUUCCUGAUGGGCUGCCAUCUCGACCACUUCGAAGAAGUCAGCAAGGAAGCCGACGGUUUAGUUCUGAUAAAUAUUGAUCAUGGGAGCAUCACCUACUCCAAGUCCACGGAUGAUAACGUGGACAUUCCUGAUGUCCCCCUCCUGGCAGCCCAGACGUUUAUUCAGAGGGUGCAGAGCCUCCAGCUCCACCAUGAGCUGCACGCCGCCCACCUCCUCUCCAGCACAGACCUGAAGGAGGGCCGAGCCCACCGGCGGUCCUGGCAGCAGAAACUUAACUGCCAGAUACAGCAGACCACCCUGCAGCUGCUUGUGAGCAUCUUCAGGGAUGUAAAGAAUCAUUUAAAUUAUGAACACAGAGUCUUUAAUAGUGAAGAAUUUCUCAAAACCAGGGCUCCAGGGGACCAUCGGUUUUAUAAGCAGGUCUUAGACACCUACAUGUUCCAUUCUUUUCUUAAAGCCCGGCUCAAUAGGAGGAUGGACGCCUUUGCUCAGAUGGACCUCGACACCCAGUCGGAGGAGGACAGAAUAAAUGGAAUGCUUCUAAGUCCAAGGAGACCGACCGUUGAGAAAAUAGCCUCCCGGAAGUCCUCGCACCUGUGUGUCACCCACAGGCGCAUGGUGGUCAGCAUGCCCAACCUGCAGGACAUUGCCAUGCCUGAGCUGGCACCCAGGAACUCCUCGCUCCGGCUGACGGACACCGCAGGCUGUAGGGGCAGCAGCGGAGUUCUGAAUGUCACGCCGAAGUCCCCAUAUACAUUCAAGAUUCCCGAAAUCCACUUUCCGCUGGAGAGCCAGUGCGUGCAGGCAUACUAUACCCGCUUUGUCUCCAUGCUGAGCGAGGCCAUGUGCAUUCUGGCCCCCGAUAACUCUCUGCUCCUGGCCCGCUAUUUGUACCUCCGAGGGCUCGUUUAUCUGAUGCAGGGACAGCUGCUGAACGCCCUCUUGGACUUCCAGAAUCUGUAUAAAACAGACAUACGGAUCUUUCCCACUGAUUUGGUGAAGAGGACGGUGGAAUCCAUGUCUGCCCCUGAGUGGGAGCGGGCUGAGCAGGCGCCGGAGCUGAUGAGGCUCAUCAGCGAGAUCCUGGACAAGCCGCACGAGGCCUCGAAGCUGGACGACCAUGUGAAGAACUUCAAGCUGCCCAAGAAGCACAUGCAGCUGGGCGACUUCAUGAAGCGGGUCCAGGAGUCAGGGAUCGUGAAGGACGCCAGCACCAUACACCGGCUGUUCGAGGCCUUGACUGUAGGACAGGAGAAACAAAUCGACCCAGAAACAUUCAAAGAUUUCUACAACUGCUGGAAGGAGACGGAAGCAGAAGCCCAGGAGGUCAGUCUGCCGUGGCUGGUGAUGGAACACCUGGAUAAAAACGAGUGUGUGUGUAAGUUGUCCAGCUCCGUCAAGACAAACCUAGGCGUUGGCAAGAUCGCCAUGACCCAGAAGCGCCUGUUCCUCCUAACCGAAGGAAGGCCAGGCUACUUGGAGAUUUCCACCUUCAGAAAUAUAGAGGAGGUCAAGAGAACCAGUACUGCGUUUGUACUUCGGAGAAUACCCACUUUAAAAAUCAGAGUGGCGUCCAAGAAAGAAGUCUUCGAAGCCAACCUGAAAACCGAGUGUGACCUUUGGCACCUGAUGGUGAAGGAGAUGUGGGCUGGGAAGAAGCUGGCCGAUGACCACAAGGACCCUCACUACGUCCAGCAGGCGCUGACCAACGUCUUGCUGAUGGACGCCGUCGUCGGCACACUGCAGUCACCAGGCGCCAUCUACGCUGCCUCCAAGUUAUCCUACUUUGAUAAGACGAGUAACGAAAUGCCCAUGACGCUUCCGGAGACAACCCUGGAAACACUGAAGCAUAAAAUCAACCCCUCGGCGGGAGAGGCGUUCCCACAAGCGGUGGAUGUGCUGCUCUACACUCCGGGGCAUCUUGACCCAGCCGAGAAAGUUGAAGAUGCUCACCCCAAGUUAUGGUGUGCUCUGAGCGAGGGCAACGUGACCGUGUUCGAUGCCUCUUCGUGGACCAUCCACCAGCGCUCCUUUAAAGUGGGCACUGCCAAAGUGAACUGCAUGGUGAUGGCCGACCAGAACCAGGUGUGGGUUGGCUCGGAAGACUCCGUCAUCUACAUCAUCAACGUCCACAGCAUGUCCUGCAACAAGCAGCUCACAGCCCACUGCUCCAGUGUCACGGAUUUGAUUGUGCAGGACGGACAGGAGGCACCCAGUGACGUGUACUCGUGCAGCAUGGACGGCACGGUGCUGGUGUGGAAUGUGAGCACGCUGCAGGUGACCAGCCGCUUCCAGCUGCCGAGAGGUGGCCUGACGUCCAUCAGACUGCACGGCGGCCGCCUGUGGUGCUGCACAGGUAACAGCAUCAUGGUCAUGAAAAUGAAUGGAUCCCUCCAUCAAGAAUUGAAGAUUGAGGAGAACUUCAAAGACACCAGUACCUCCUUCCUGGCCUUCCAGCUCCUUCCUGAGGAGGAGCAGCUGUGGGCGGCCUGUGCAGGACGCAGCGAGGUUUACAUCUGGAGCCUGAAGGACCUGGCCCAGCCCCCGCAGAGGGUGCCCCUCAAGGACUGCUCUGAGAUCAACUGCAUGAUCCGGGUGAAGAAGCAGGUCUGGGUGGGCAGCCGAGGGCUGGGGCAGGGAACACCCAAGGGGAAAAUCUACGUGAUUGACGCCGAGAGGAAGACCGUGGAGAAGGAGCUGGUGGCGCACAUGGACACCGUGAGGACGCUGUGCUCGGCUGAGGACAGAUACAUGCAACAUUUUUAUAAUCAUCCUAGAGACCUUUUUUCUACCAAAGAUUCCAGACCAGAAAAAGUUCCAUCUAAAAUAUCAUGCCCAGGAAAGCACAUGGGAUCAAAAGUAAAACAGCAUCACGUGUGAUCUCGUCUUCCAGCGUGCCGCUCAGUUCCCCGAAUCCGUGUGCACACGUGUGAUCUCGUCUUCCAGCGUGCCGCUCAGUUCCCCGAAUCCGUGUGCACACGUGUGAUCUCGUCUUCCAGCGUGCCGCUCAGUUCCCCGAAUCCGUGUGCACACGUGUGAUCUCGUCUUCCAGCGUGCCGCUCAGUUCCCCGAAUCCGUGUGCACACGUGUGAUCUCGUCUUCCAGCGUGCCGCUCAGUUCCCCGAAUCCGUGUGCACACUGCGUAUGUGUACGCGCAGCAUGCUCUACUGAACUCAACAAGAUCUUAGCUGUACAUAAAUAUUUGCAAAAGAGACCCUUUGCACCUUUUUACUGUAAUGUUGAGAUUUCAUUACUUAAAUGUUCUAUGGAAGGUUCUGGUGUGGUUGUUGGAGCCGGAGGGAGCGUGUCAGCACGUGCUGAGGACAUGGGGCCUGCCCCCUGGGCACCCAUCCACAAGCUGGGCCACGGAGCCCCAGCUUCUCAGGACAAAGCCCCAGGGCCGGCGCAUCCUGAGGGUCUCUGGGGGUGUUUGCCAGGCUCCUGGGAUGGGCCGCUUUCAGAAGCUCUGCAGUGCCUCCAGAUGGAAAGGCGGGCCCGGCCUCCGGUUGGGUCUGCAUUUUGGAGAGUCCACACCACGGACCAGGUUUUCCCCCAAGGCUUGGCUUUGCAUAGCCACUAACUUCUUGGGGCGUUCUGAGAGUGCGGGCGGAGAGAAUUAUGUGGCCUCAUCCUCCCCCAAGGCUGUGCUUGCAGCCCGGGCACCUUCCCACUUUCUAGCUGCGGAGAGGUUGGAUUUUGCUUUUGUAAACACAUGAAUCCUUAUGAUAAAAGUCUGUCAGAAAUACAUUUAUAAAUUAUUUAAUGCCAGUCCUCAUGUAACCUCAGGUAUCUUCAGCUUGUGGAGAAUAAAUCUGGUUUAAUAAA